Messenger RNA from Linum trigynum, 4210 nucleotides. The record is from the annotation of a GenBank genome assembly. NCBI's taxonomy places the organism in Eukaryota, Viridiplantae, Streptophyta, Magnoliopsida, Malpighiales, Linaceae.
CUACCUGUUUUACUUUACUUCAUCUUCAAUUUUCUUCUAAUACUCUCUCCCCCACUCUGUCCCCUCUCUCUUUCUCCCUACCCAAUCUCUCUCUCGCCCUCUCUCUCUCUCUCUCUCUCUCUCUCUACCCAACCAGUAAACACAACGGCGAUCGGCGAACGAAGCUCAAAGCAGAGCACAACACGGCGGUAGAGAUCUCUCCUUCGUCAUAGAUCUCGACGAACGACGACAGGCGACAACGGCGAUUGACGCCGACGAUGUUGACAACUUCGAUGAUGAAGGUUAGAGGUGAGUAUGGGUAAGAUCUAAGCAUGCAUGGGCUCUUUUGGUUUGCUUUUCUCCGUCGAGGUUCAGUAGAUCUUCUCUGUUUUCGAUUUCAGGUGGAGAAGAAAUAUGUCGCGACGGAUAAGAGAGUGCGGUGAGACACCGUGUGAAGAGAGCGCGAAUAUAUCAUGGAAGAAGCAGGCCGAGGACGUUGGUGUUUUGCGGUGGUGGCUGCUGGAGUGUAGGUGGUGGCGUGGUGGUUGUGGGAUAGGGAUAGGGGUGGGAGGCGAGAGUUGAGAGAGCAUAAAUGGGUUAGGCUUAAGGUUUUGUGGGGACUGGGUUGGGGAGAGUGGGUUGUGGCCAGUGGGAGGAGUGAGCUUUGGGUUGUGUGGGUAUAGGCUAUGAUUUUGUGGUUAGUUUUGUAAUUUUGAUUUUUCGGUUCGAAUGUUCGGAAAUCGGGUUCGAUUGUGUGACCUUGGUUUCUGAAAUAUGGUUUUUCUCCUUCUGAACCUAAUAACAUAAAUUUUGGUUUUGGUCGGUUUUGGUUCAAUUCAAUUUGAUUCGAAGAGUCAAACCCAAACCAAAUGCCCACCUCUACCUGGAACUACUGUUGUCGGGUAUCGGCUAACCGCCCACCGAACUGAUGCUAGUGGUUGUGGUUGUCGACUAACCGACAAGCCUUGCGGUGGCAGUAGCGGUUGACGGUAUCAACUCCUAUUCGAUCUCGGCUAACCGACAUUGCGAUACGGUUAAACCGCAACCACACUGAUUAUCAGCCUGUGACUAUUAAAUAGAAAGACCGAUUUUGUAGGCCCCAAAAAUUUGAUGACCGUUAAUAACUUACCGGCUACCGCUAUUUCGCCCACCACUUAUAUUCGCCGAUAGAUAUAUGCUCCAUUAACGAACCCGCCAAGUCGACUUGAAAAAACCGCGGCGCUACCAAAUUCGACACUCUGACGGACCUUCCGGCUUCCGUUCCCCGGUUUAUAUUGAAAUCCCCCGCAGAAAAUUAUGCAGAAGGAGUCGCUACUCUCUGUAGCAGAACAUGCACACCCUGCCUGGUUUAACGCCGAAACUGGAAUCUACCGGAGCCCACACGCCGCCGUCGCUCUCCCCGCCGACCCUCUCCUCGACCUCGUCUCCUUCAUCUUCUCCCAUCGCCGUCGCGAUGCACCCCACACCUCCUCCUCGGCGGUCGCCCUUCUCGAUUCCGCUUCCGGCCACUCAAUCACUUACCAAGACCUCUUCCCCCUCGUCAAAUCCACGGCCUCCGCUCUCCAGAAAUCGGGCAUCCGCCACGGCGAUGUCGUCUUGCUCGUCCUUCCCAAUUCAAUUCACUUCCCCGUCGUCUUCCUCGCCGUCCUCUACGCCGGCGCCGUCGUCACCACCAUGAACCCUCUCGCGACCGUCGUGGAGAUCCAGAAGCGCAUUGCCGAUUGCGACGUCCGUUUGGGACUCGCUGCACCGGAGAGAGCUGCGGCUCUGCAGGAUUCCCCUCUCGGGAUUCCGUUCGUCGCAGUCCCGGAAUCGAACUCUGGUUCCUCCCUAUUGGAUGCCUUUGGCGGCUUGAUUGGUCGCGACGUUGAUUCGGACUUGAGGAUUCCGGCAAUUCGGCAGCAGGACGCGGCGGCGAUUAUGUACUCUUCCGGAACCACAGGCGCCAGCAAGGGCGCCGUGCUGACGCACGGAAACCUGAUAGCUGCGGUGGAGCUCUUCGUGAGGUUUGAGGCUUCGACGUACGAUUUCCCACCUCAGGAGAACGUCUAUCUCGCUGUGCUGCCCAUGUUCCACAUAUACGGCCUCGUUCUGUUCGUCGCCGGCCUGCUGUCGUUGGGUUCCACCAUCGUCGUGAUGAAGAAAUUUGAUGUGGGUGAAGUAAUCAAGACCAUUGAGAGGCAUGGAGUCACCCAUUUCCCCAUUGUCCCCCCGAUAUUGGGUCCCUUGACGGAACGCGCCAAAGGUGUUUGUGAAAAUGGCUUAAAGAGCUUGAAGCAGGUUUCCUGUGGUGCAGCUCCUUUAAGUGGCAGCACUGUUCAGCACUUCCUCAAUGCCUUCCCUCAUGUUGACUUCAUUCAGGGAUAUGGUAUGACCGAGUCGACUGCAGUAGGAACCCGGGGAUUCAACACGAAGAGAUUUCAGAAGCACUCUUCAGUAGGACUGCUAGCUCCAAACACAGAAGCCAAAGUUGUGGAUUGCAACAAUGGCCAUGCCUUGCCUCCUGGCGGAAUUGGGGAGCUCUGGAUGCGAGGACCUGGCACCAUGAAAGGAUACCUGAACAAUCCGGAGACGACUGCUGAGACAAUUGACAAAGAUGGUUGGCUUCGUACCGGAGACAUUGUUUCCUUCGACAAGGAUGGCUAUCUGUACAUCUUUGAUCGAUUGAAAGAGAUGAUCAAGUACAACGGGUUCCAGAUAGCACCAGCUGAUCUGGAAGCUGUAUUGAUAACCCACCCGGACAUACUCGAUGCUGCUGUAACAGGGGCGGCAGACAAAGACGCUGGAGAAAUACCGGUGGCGUUCGUGGUGAGGAGGCAGGGAAGCAAUCUCAAUGAAGAGGAUGUAAUCAAACAUGUAGCCGCUCAGGUGGCGCCGUAUAAGAAAGUGAGAAGGGUGGUGUUCACAGAAGGAAUACCAAGGUCUCCAGCCGGGAAGAUCCUUAGACGGGAACUGAGGAGCUUGAUGAAGUUCACUCCCACUCCCAGACUCUAAUUAAUGUUGUAAUCAGUUUCAUUGAAACACUUUCUCCGUUAAUUGUCUCUUCACCAUUUGUCUUCACAUUUGUGUACUAGUAAUAGCAUUUUUGUCAACUGUUACAUGUAAUUAAUGAAAUAAUUCCAAUCUCUUUUAGUCUAUACGGUCAGAUUCGAAAGGUGAGAGCUGUUAUAUUUAGUGUCAGUAGAAUGAAAACUGGAAAUUUGUUGAAUUUUACAAAAUGCACUCUGCUUAACUUAUUGUUCCUUGUCUUUUGCUUAAUGUUCAUGCUUGACAGCUUGAGUGAAGACAAAAAGCAUGAGGGAAGAGGGCAAAGAUAGUGAGUGAGAGGAUGAAUAGAGAACAUGUUAAGGAGAAAGAAACGGGCAACUGGUCCCAGGUAGGUUUGUGCUGGAGGAGAAAGCAACCCAACUGCUUACAUUGUUUCAAGUUGUCAAUGUUGGUUCUAAUGAAGGUUAAAGUACAAUUUACCAAGUAGAUGGUGGCUAUAUCACUUGAUUUGUAUUAUAAGAAAAUGAUAUGAUUUAAGAUUUUGUUUUUGCCCUUUUCGACUAGUUCAGAUUGUAGUAAUUGGCUCCUACCACAAAUUCAGUGGUUAUAAUAUGACUAAAAUACGAAGAAAUUAUAUAAGAGAAAAAUGUUCAUAAUUUAUUCAUACAACAAAGUUUAUUAAUUAAAAUAUAUAAGAUGGAAAUUUUGAAUUCUCCAUAAAAACUCAUAAAUUUUAUAAAAUUAGAAUUUCCAUCAAAUUCAAUAAAAAUUUUAAUAUCUAAUUCACUCGUUCUCACUAUAUUUUCCCUAUCGCUAUGAAGCCAUCAUUCUUUUAGGAUUAAAACAAUAUACUAUCCAAAUCUUUCAUUUUAAACAAAACAAUAGCUAAACCUUUCGAAAAACCCAAUAUAAUAGCUAAAUCGUUAACUUUCGUCCAGUCAAAAGCAAGUUGACUCUAAAGUGAUAAAUUAUGUUGACAUGGACUGUGGCGUGGAUGUUGCAUUUUGACAUAAAAAUAUAGAACCAAAACAAUUUAAUACUUAAUAGUCAAACCUUUUAUUUGAGAAAAAUAAUAGUCAAACCGUUUGAAAUACAAUUUAAUUGCCAUUUUCGUCAAAUUUAACUUCAUAGUUAAUGAAAUCAUACAUAAGCCUGUACGAGUGUUUUGAUACCUCGGCAAAAAAUUAAUUAAAAUAGUCUUAUUUAAUUUAGAACAAUACAAUAAUAAGUUUUCAAAAAUAUU